UAACCCAACAAAUUGACCAAAAUUUAUGGGAUUGUUGUGACCAUUCUUUUAUGCUUUAUUGUAUUUGGAGGAGUAAAGAUGAUAAAUCGGGUUGCACCUGCAUUUCUCGUUCCUGUUUUAUUCUCAGUCAUCUGCAUAUUCUUGGGAAUGUUUGUGGCUAUGAAGGAUAAACCUUCAGAGGGAUUUACUGGUUUGAGUUGGGAGACAAUUAAAGAUAAUUGGAGUUCAGAUUAUCAAAAAACUAAUGAUGCUGGAAUCCCAGAAACUGAUGGCCAUGUAAGCUGGAAUUUCAAUUCAUUAGUAUGCCUCUUUUUCCCAGCUGUGACAGGAAUAAUGGCAGGUUCUAAUAGAUCAGCUUCUCUAAAAGAUACUCAGCAAUCAAUUCCUAUUGGGACAUUAUCUGCAACACUUAUUACUACUUCUCUGUGUUUUAUUUCUGUUAUUUUUUGGCACUGUUGCCACCAGAGAGAAGCUUUUAACAGACAAGUAAUUUUUGGUUCGAAACUUCUUUGUAUAAUUGUUUCCUCAUAGCACUUCGGAGCCUUCGAUCACUAAGAGAAAACCAAGUACACCCAAAGAAUUGGUAUCCAAUUCCACUCGUGUUUUGCCGGCCCUGGGGUCAACUACCAGAAAAUGUUCCAUGUCAUCCCAAACUUGCAGAUUUUGCUAACUGUAUGAAGAAGAAAGGUCGAGGAAUGUCUAUAUUUGUCUCUAUACUGGAUGGAGACUACCAUGAAUGUGCUGAAGAUGCCAAGUCUGCUUGUAAACAGCUCACUACCUACAUUAAUUACAAGAAUUGUGAAGGUAUGGCUGAGAUUGUUGUCGCCCCUAAUAUGUCUAAAGGCUUUCGUGGUAUCGUUCAGACAAUGGGCCUUGGGAAUCUCAAGCCAAACAUUGUGGUGAUGCGCUACCCAGAGAUCUGGCGUUGGGAGAACUUAACAGAAAUCCCCAAGACAUUUGUUGGUAUAUUUAACGACUGCAUUGUUGCAAACAAGGCAGUAGUCAUAGUGAAGGGUCUUGAUGAGUGGCCCAAUGAGUACCAGAAGCAGUACGGCACGAUUGACCUCUACUGGAUUGUGAGAGAUGGUGGUCUCAUGCUGCUGCUUCUUACCAAGGACAGCUUUGAGAGUUGCAAAAUUCAGGUUUUCUGCAUUGCAGAAGAGGAUGCAGAUGUAGAAGUGCUGAAAGCUGAUGUGAGAAAAUUCCUUUAUGAUCUUCGGAUGCAAGCAGAAGUCUUUGUCAUUCCCAUUUCUUCACAAGAAAAUGGUGGGUCUCCCCAGGAUGAGUCACAGAUGCAUGUUUGUAUGCUAUGCUUGUUUGUAUCUUCCUAGUCCAUGUCUCUUCCUAAGUUCUGAGCUUCUCUUCCUUUUCAUUCUCUCGUUUUCCUUUUCUCUCUAACUUCACUCCAUUUUCUCUCUCAAUUAUUUUAUCUGACUACUCUGCAAUUGGUUGCCUCUGUGGUUCAUUCAUGGGUGAAUAAGUAUGCUAUUUGUUGUAAGUGUUGUCUUUAAAUUUUAUUAUUUCAAGAAAAAGGACAAAUAAA
This is a messenger RNA of Arachis ipaensis, 1543 nucleotides long. The record is from RefSeq and is a predicted model, not a curated record. Lineage: Eukaryota; Viridiplantae; Streptophyta; Magnoliopsida; Fabales; Fabaceae.